This is a messenger RNA of Dreissena polymorpha, 5501 nucleotides long. RefSeq lists its product as uncharacterized. NCBI's taxonomy places the organism in Eukaryota, Metazoa, Mollusca, Bivalvia, Myida, Dreissenidae. The transcript is spliced from 4 exons. The record is from RefSeq and is a predicted model, not a curated record. The coding region runs from base 350 to 1174 and encodes 274 amino acids.
AUUGGGUCAUAUUGGAAAGUGGUUUGCAUAAACAGGAUGUAAUUUAGUUAAUGGUUUCAUGUCUCAACAAAUUGGAAUGUGGGAUUUCUGUACUAAAGAAAAUCUGCUUUAUUAAUCAUAGUAGGAACUGGCAGCGAAAAAUGUUUUUGUUGAGAAUACAGCAGGCUAUGAUUUUACUGUUACUUAAAAAAUUAUAACAAGUACGUUAAAAAAGAUAUCAAUAUGGACAUAUGUGAUAAGGUGUAAAUGUUUUUAAGGGAGGAAGAAUGGAUGGUCAUAGGUGAACGGGGAACGAUGUGAUCCUUAUUGUGAUUGGACUUCUGAUCAACUUUAUAACUUGAAAGUGACAAUGGGGCAUGUGCAAUCAAAGAAGAAAAAAGAGAAAAAGAAACGUCUGAAAAUUGCUCAUCUCUCUGAGAUUAUGCGGAAUCGCGACCGUCGCGAGAACAUUCACAAAGUUGCUGGUCACAGGAUUUAUAGGGACUCCCAGAAUCUUGAUCAACUUUCGAACAGCAGUGGAUACUUCUCUUCAAACGAGGCGUCUCCUAAUGCAGUGGGAAUCGAUGUGGACUGGACUAAAAGACGCGAGGAGGAAGGAUCGUAUGCGACAUACGACAUUGAGUCCAGGAGUGUUUCGACCAUGAGUCCGUUGGAGGAACUGUGCACAUACAAAGGUAUUUCGUUGGACAGUCAUCCUGCUCUGACAAGGCUCCAGAAUGAGCAGAACGCUCGACUGGAGAGCAUGGAAAACCGCAUGAACAGAAUCCGGACUAAUGCCCAGAAAGCGUUCGAGCGGAAAAAGUUUGCUCACUUAUUUCGUGCUAAGAAAGACGAUUCGAAAACUGAUCAGCUUUUGCAAGAAGCUCGGGAGAUUUUGCAACAUAACGUGGAACUUCGGGCAUCUUGUGGUGUUGAGAAUAGUGAGUACUCAGGGGAGAUAAUUCCAGUGAAAAUUGUGGAUGACUCAAGGGAGGCUACGUGUGACACACCAGAUGACAGGAGUUAUCUUCACUUGACAUCAUUUGGAUCUCUUUCAUUCAGUGAGCCUGUGAUGCUGUUUCUUCUACCUUUUCUUCUUCCAUUAUUCAUCAUCGUGGCAGUCAUUCGUGGCAUGGCAGACUCAUUCGGUUGGACACAGACACUUGGGAGGUUAAAAGGUCGACGAAACUCCUGAAAUUUGUAUUAUUGUUACAGGUCUUUUUAUUUUAUUUUUUUUUUUAUUAUUUCAAUAUUAAAGCAUUUUAAUUUCAAGAUUUCUUUGUUAAAUAAUAUUAUUUUUUUUUAAUUUGAUAACGAAAUAGCUGAACAGUGUCUCAAGAUUAUUUGUAUUUUAAUUGUUAUUGUCAUUGAAAUAAAUAUGGUCACAUAGUUACUUUAAGCUUGUUUCCCUUGUGGUUUUUGGACAGAUUUAGAUUACAUUUUAUUAAAAAAAAUAUGUUUGGUAGUAUGACUUUGUUAGUAAGUUAAAAAUAAUCUAAUUUUCUCACUAUAAUUUUGUAAAUGUCUUAUAACAACAUUUUACUUCAAACUGACAAUUCAACAAGAAAUUCUACUUAAACUGCAAAUAAAUUGAGAUUCAUGAAAAUAUUUAUUUGCCAAUUGGCUAGUAAAACAACUAAUUUUUCCAAAAGAGUAAAUUUCUUUUUGUGAUCUUCCUAAUAAAAUUGUUUGAAUAAUGUACAUUCAUUUUGAAAAACUGACUAAUAUAUAAAUACAAAGUUGCAAAGUCAUUUGAUUAACCCUUUUUAUGUUGUAUGCAUUAAAUGUAUUAAUUAUUAAAUUGCAAUCACACAUUUAUAGUUGUAUUGUAAAGUGUAAUCUUAAAAUCUCAACACUCUUUGAUCUGUGAUUGAUUUCUAUAAAUUUAACUCUUAUAACAAUACUCUUGCAUUUAUUUGCUUCAUGUGCAAUAUUUUAUUUGGAUUUGCAUGUACUUGAUUAUUAUGAUGAAUUGUAUAUAACUUACUGUUGAAAUAUUUGUCUUACCAUGUACUUUUUUAUCUACAUUGCAUCACAUUUAGUGAAGUAUAUUAACUUAAUCAUUAUAGAAGGUUUCAUUUGUAAUGUCAUGCAUGAAACUGUCAGUUUUAAGUACUGGUAUUGAACAUGUAGCCCUUUGCAUUUCUGUCUGUUUUUCAAGUUGAAAAAUUAGUGUAAUUGACAGGUACAUUAAUGUUCAAACAGUUAGCAAGAUGUUUCUUAUUUAAAUAGAAAAACGUGUCCUGUAAAGCAGAGAAACCUUUUAAAAAUCUCUACAAAGAUCCAAAUGAAUGCUUUCAGUUAUUCACACUUUUGGAAAAUGGGGCUUAAUGCAUGUGCAUAAAGUUUCCUCUCAGAUUAGCCUGUGCAGACUGCACAGCUAGGCUACUCAGUACCCUGUGCAGACUGCACAGCUAGGCUACUCAGAAAUGCAGACUGCACAGCUAGGCUACUCAGAAAUGCAGACUGCACAGCUAGGCUACUCAGAAAUGCAACUUUUCUAAUAGAUUCUUGUUUAGAAGCAACUUCGAUAAAAAAUACAAUAAAAGAGGACAGUAUGGUCCUUCAGAUAAAUAUGUGCGGACUGCGCAGGCUUAUUUGGGAUGACACCUUGCGCUCAUGCAGUAAGCCUCAUUAUCCAAGAGCAUGAAUCAGAUUCUUUUAAACACAGAUACAAACCCAAUUGUUUAGAUUAUUAUUUCUGCCUAUCAUAACAUUAUAUGAGAAUAUUCAAGACCUGUAUUGCGAAGACAUAAAACCAAUACAGCAUGCAUGUUGCUGUUAAUGUUAGUGAAAUGUACAUUUCUGCCAUUGAAGCUUCUGCAACUGCUUAUGUUUAAAUAUCCAGGGUGUUUGCUUAUAAAUGAGAACAUAUCAUGUCAUAAUGUAAUAACUGGUGAAUAUAUUUAGAUAUGUGUUAGUAUGUUAGAUAUGUACCUCGCAUUGAGAUUGUACUUUAAUAAUUAUUAUCCCCCAAAAUUUAUUUUGGGGGAAGCAUAUAGACGCCGCUUUGUCUGUCCGUCCUUGUGUCCGUCCGUGCGCAAUUUUUGUCCGGGCUAUUUCUCAGCAACUAAUGACCGGAAUUCAAUGAAUCUUUAUGGGAAGCUUCACUACCAAGAGGAGAUGUGCAUAUUAUUAGUAGGUUCUGGUCGGAGGAUUUUUCACAGAGUUAUGGCCCUUUGAAAUUUUCUAUAAAACAAUUCUUGUCCCCCCAACUACUGUGCCCUCAAGACGUUUCCUUUUAUCUGAAUAUAUAGUGCAAUAUUGUGACAAAAAAAAACUUUGGGGAGCAUCACCUGUCUCCGAGGGUUUCUUGUUUUUAAGGCAUUAGCUCUGAAUAAUAUGAUAAUGGAUGACUGUUUGCUGCAAAUGUAUUCAUGAAAUUCAAAGUAUAUUUAAUGGUCCUUGAUUAAUUUCAAAAUGUUUUACAAUUGUUUCUUAUAACAUGAAGAAUCAUUCAAACCGUGUUGUGCGAAUAGGGAAAAAAGUACAUUGUACAUAUCCGAACAGUGUUGUUCCACCUAUGCCCCUGCAUCUUUGUAUUCUAUGAGACGUUAUAAUACCCCACAUUUCACUUUAUGGAGUAAACUGCAUAGUGCACAUGUGUUUUUACGUCUGGAAAAUGGAAGAGGUUUGUGUUCAUGAAAUUCAUUAACACAUUGAUUGUCAAUAUUGGCCAGAAAUUAUGAGUUUUUGUAAGCAAUAUACUAAGUAUAUACUAAGUAUAUACUAAAUAUAAAUAUACUACUGAUUACAGUAAAGGUUGCAUGAUUAAUCGUUUAAGGUGUCACGCUUUUUGGUCAAAUGUCCCUUCAUUUAUAUGGAAUGUCGCAAUUUGAACCAGAAAAAUCCUGGUAUGUAUGAGUUAUAAUAUCUGCUAAUGGGAUUUAGAAAAAACUCGCAUUUCUUUAUAUUGGACAAGGUAUCUUCUGAUCAGAGCUUCACAGGAUGGUCUGGUGUCAUGCUGUCGGCAUAUGGCAUACAUGUACCUCCCAAUUUUGGAUGACGUUGCUCAUUUUAUUUCAUAGAAAUGCAACAACUAUUGUAGUUUUAUUUUUUCACACAACUGUAUGUACAGUUACAUGGUUGUGAAGACAAUGUUCUUGUACAAAUCUCAAUCAUUUAUUAUACCCCCAUUACCAAUGGUAAUAGGGGUUAUAUAGGAGUCACUUUGUCGAUCGGUCUGUGUGUCAUUCUGUCGGUCUGUCCCGAAAGCUUGUCCGGCCAUAAAUAAGUUGUUCAUCGUGAGAUUUUAAAAAAAUCAUUUGGCACAUUUGUUUGCCAUCAUUGGAUGGUAUGUCGCGCGAAUGAAUUACGUCGAUAUCUGAAAGGUCAAGGUCACACUUUGAGUUCAAAGGUCAAAAAUGGCCAUAAAUGAGCUUGUCCUGGCCAAAACUUCGCCAUUUAUUGUGACAUUUUAAAAUCAUUUGGCACAUUUGUUCACCAUAAUUGGACAAUGUGUCAAGCAAAAAAAUUACGUCGGUAUCUCCAAGGUCAAGGUCACACUUUGAGUUCAAAGGUCAAAAAUGGCCAUACAUGAGCUUGUCCGGGCAAUAACUAUGUUGUUCAUCGUGAGAUUUUAAAAUCAUUUGGCACAUUUGUUCACCAUAAUUGGACGGUGUGUCGUGCGAAAGAAUUAGGUCAAUAUCUUGAAGGUCAAGGUCACACUUUGAGUUCAAAGAGCAAAAAUGGCCAUAAAUGAGUUUGUCCAGGCCAUAACUAUGUCGUUCAUUGUGGGAUGUUAAAAUCAUUGGCACAUUUGUUCACCAUCAUUGGACGGUGUGUCGCGCGAAGAAUUACGUUGGUAUCUCCAAGGUCAAGGUCACACUUUGAAUUCAAAGGUAAAAAAUGGCCAUAAAUGAGCUUGUCUAUGCCAUAUUUAUGUCCUUCAUUGUGAGAUUUUAAAAUCAUUUGUUCACCAUCAUUGGAUGGUAUGUCGCACGAAAGAAUUAUGUCGAAUCUCCAAGGUCAAGGUCACACUUUGAGUUCAAAGGUCAAAAAUAGCCAUAAAUGAUAAUGGCAUAAUAAUUCUUAAAAAUCGCCAUGAAUUAGCUUCUUUUGUUUUGUAAAGACAGCAUGCAAAAUAGUCUGUGUCAAUGCAGCAUGUGGGGAUAUACGUCACGUCUGUGACAAAGCUCUAGUUGUUCAUGAUCAGACCAUUAAUUAUAUAUCAACUAGACGAUAUUACCCUUAAUAUGAAAAUAUACAGCAUAUGAAACCAUGAACUGUUCAUAAAGAACUUUUGCAUUUAUAUAAGUUUUUGCUUUUAAUUAAUUGUUGUUUCUGUGCUUUUUAACUGACAAAGGUAUGCACAUGCAUUAUUAUGAAAGUAAUAAAUGCCAAUAUUAUUAAGAAGAAUCUAAUGUACAAUACUUCAUGUCCAACCAAUCAUUCUGGACAAGACCUCAAUUUUGGUCAAUUGAUUGCCGUUAUAUUCUGUAUAAUUUUGUCUUGUUUGUAUAUAAGUUAUUUUGUCAUUAUAUGUAACAAACAUGAUAUUAAUAAAAUGUUAAUGUUGACAA